Molecule: messenger RNA, 1491 nt
Organism: Gloeophyllum trabeum ATCC 11539
Lineage: Eukaryota; Fungi; Basidiomycota; Agaricomycetes; Gloeophyllales; Gloeophyllaceae
Product: nucleotide-diphospho-sugar transferase
Exons: 2
Coding region: 1-1491 (496 amino acids)
Biological process (GO): UDP-N-acetylglucosamine biosynthetic process
Molecular function (GO): UDP-N-acetylglucosamine diphosphorylase activity
Source: RefSeq, a predicted model, not a curated record
AUGUCCACGUCUAUCGACGCCCUGCGCAAACGCUACGAGGCCGCUGGGCAGGGGCACGUCUUCCACUUCUGGCCCAAACUAUCCGAGACCGAGCGCGCCGCGCUCGUGAAGCAGCUCGAAUCCCUUGACAUCGAGCGCGUCAACCACAUCUACCAGAAUGCCAUCCGCGCGGAGAAGGAGGCGAAUGACCCAAAUGCGAAGGCGGAGCCCAUAGAGCCCCUCCCAGAGGAAGCUAGCGAUUCCGUGGUCGGCGUGCCGCACAAGGAGAAGGAAUGGCGGAGUAUCGGGCUGCAGGCGAUCGCGAGAGGGGAGGUUGGCGUUCUGCUGAUGGCUGGUGGGCAGGGGACGCGGCUGGGGAGCAGCGCGCCGAAGGGUUGCUAUGAUAUUGGGCUCCCGUCACACAAGUCCCUCUUCCAGUACCAGGCCGAGCGCAUCGCUCGCUUGCAGCAGGUCGCGGAGAAGGAGUGCGGGAAGGCGGCUGGAUCUGUGGUCAUCCCAUGGUAUGUCAUGACAAGUGGUCCGACGCGCCGAGAGACCGAGGACUUCUUCAAGAAGCACUCUUAUUUCGGACUUGACCCCAAGAAUGUGGUGAUAUUUGAGCAGGGUACCCUGCCCUGCUUAACUAUGGAGGGUAAAGUGAUGCUUGACUCUCCAUCUAGGAUUGCCGUUGCGCCCGAUGGUAACGGCGGGCUAUACGCCGCUACUCGCCAACCCUUGUCUCCCUCCGACCCUUCGCACACAGUCCUGUCAGACCUGCAGAAGCGCAAGAUCGGCUAUGUGCACGCUUACUGCGUGGACAACUGCCUCGUCAAAGUAGCCGACCCGGUGUUCAUUGGCUACUGCAUCCAAAAGCAAGUCGACUGCGCCGCGAAGGUCGUACCGAAAGCCCACCCCUCGGAGUCCGUCGGGGUCGUCGCGCGUCGUGGCAACAAAUUCGGCGUUGUCGAGUACUCUGAAAUAACCAAGGAGCAGGCGGAGAAACGCGACCCUAAAACUGGGGAAUUAUCCUUCCGUGCCGGAAACAUUGCCAAUCAUUUCUACACUACGAAGUUCUUAAACCAGGUGGAAUCGUUCGAGCACCAGCUGGCGUUCCACAUCGCGCGUAAGAAGAUCCCGUACGUCGACUUUGAGAGCGCCCAGGUCGUUAAGCCCAGCAAGCCGAAUGGUAUGAAGCUGGAGAUGUUCGUCUUCGACGUCUUCCCCUUCACGCAGCAAUUCGCGGUGCUCGAGGUUGCUCGCGACGAGGAGUUCAGCCCCCUCAAAAACGCACCAGGUACGGGUGCCGACGAUCCCGAUACGAGCAGGCGCGACUUGCUUGCCCAGCAUAGGCGAUUCUUGGAGAGAGCGGGUGCGAAGGUCAAGGAGGGCGUCGAGAUCGAAAUCUCGCCACUUGUCAGCUACGCGGGAGAGGGAUUAGAAUCGGUCAAGGGCAAAACCUUCACUCGUUCCGGAUCGGUAUCAGCAUUGGAAGAAUUGGACGCUUUAGCAUAA